CAACUAUCACUCGCAUUUCAGCAUUGUUAGGGGAAGUUUAAGUCUUGGAGAUCAGCAAUUCCCUUAAAACAGCUUUGGCAAGGUGGAUUUUAGGCGAGACAACCAACUUUCCCAAAGCGCGAAAGCAUCGGGAUAGAGCGCGUGCGACUGGAGCGUGUGAGAUCUGAGAUCAUUGAGUAUGCAGUAACAGGAUACUGGAAUUGGGCAGAAGGAGAGAUUUCAUCUGUUUUCUGGCUCCCAUGGAGGGUGAGAACCAUCUACAGCACUGGAACACAUUAAGGUGUUUUCUGUUGUGCCUUGCUGUCCUUAUCCUUACGACAGAGGUCAAUGCAGGAGUGAAGAAGAGCGGUGGACCAUGUGGGGGGAGAGACUGCAGCGGAGGGUGUCAGUGUUUUCCUGAAAAGGGUGCGAGGGGAUUACCUGGACCUCUUGGUCCCCAGGGGCCCACAGGCCCUAACGGCCGACUGGGGGACCCUGGUCUCCAGGGCACUAAAGGAGAGAAAGGAGACCAUGGCAGAGGAGGCAUUAUGGGUCCAAAAGGAAGUGUGGGAAUGGAGGGUGUUCCAGGGUUUAAUGGAGCAGAUGGAGUUCCGGGCCAUCCUGGGCCGUCUGGGUCUCGUGGAAAACCAGGAGCUGACGGAUGUAACGGAACCCGGGGAGAAUCAGGAACACCAGGCCUUCCAGGAUUCGAUGGUGGACCUGGAAUAUCAGGCCGGCCAGGAAUGAAGGGAGAGAAGGGUGACCCUUUGGAUCUGUGGAUCUAUAUGCAAAGAUUCAGGGGAGAUUCAGGACCACCAGGUUUUCCAGGAUUUGCUGGACCAACUGGUAACCCAGGGUACAAAGGAAUGCCAGGAUUACAAGGCCCUUUGGGUCCUACUGGCAUUAAAGGUGUUAAAGGACAAAAGGGUGAAAGCAGUAAAAAGAUAAAAGGAAUGAAAGGAGAGUUGGGGGAGAUUGGAGAGACGGGCCCACCAGGACCUUACUCACAAAUCCGUACAAUCCCUCCAGAAUGGCAGGGUGAUAAGGGCUUGAAAGGUUCUAAAGGUCAACCAGGAGAUUUGGGGUAUUUAUCUACCAAAGGAGAGACUGGUGUGUCAGGGUUUCCAGGACAACGGGGAAACCCAGGACGAAGUGGCUUGCCAGGACCUGGGGGUGAGACUGGACUACCAGGUUUCCCAGGAAAUUCUGGCCGCAAGGGAGACAGAGGGGAACCUGGAGAGCCUACAGAUCCUUUUGAUAAUACUGGAGUGGGUCCUCCAGGACCUCCUGGAGAGCGUGGCCCAAUUGGAAAUCUUGGUCCUAAGGGUGCUAAAGGACUGCUGGGUCCUCCAGGCCCCCCUGCCGCUGAACAACAAGCAGUGGAUUUGUGGGGUCCAGAGGGACCACGGGGAUCAAAGGGAGCCAAAGGUGAAGCUGGAGAACCUGGUAAUCCUGCCACUCAACCUGGGCCAACUGGCCCCGAUGGGAUACCUGGAUUUAUUGGACCACCUGGACCCAAGGGAUCAUUGGAAGAAUUCUUCAAAGGCGCACCAGGACCACGUGGACGUCCAGGAAAUGCAGGGAAAAAGGGACCAAAGGGUGACCAUGGUCCAUGCGAUUGCGAUGUAAGAUCCCCACCUGGUCCUCCGGGUCCUCCUGGUGAUGCUGGGGACUUUGGCAUGGCAGGCGAGUGGGGUCAGCAGGGUGAUCAGGGAGAGCCAGGAACCAUAGGUGUGGAUGGGAUGCCUGGUAUCGCUGGUACAAGAGGAUCACCUGGACCCAAAGGCAGAAAAGGAGAGCUGGGAUUCGCUACUCAGAAAGGACAACCUGGUGACCCAGGGGACCCAGGUGCUAGUGGCUUUCUAGGAGAGCAAGGAAGGCAUGGGCUUGAUGGAAGAGAUGGUGAACCAGGUUUUCAAGGACUUCCUGGAGAAGGUCCUGUAGGUGAGCCUGGAGACAAGGGGUACCCAGGUCGGGGUGGUCCUCCAGGUCUAAUAGGUCUAAUAGGACAACCUGGUCAAGUUCUCGGAGCAACUAAAGGUCUAAGGGGCCUUCCUGGAGACGAAGGACAAGUUGGUAUUGAGGGGAAACAAGGGUUACCUGGUGCUCCAGGAGACUGUAGCCCACAAGGAGGAGAUCAGUGGAGUAUUCCAGUGGAAUGUAUUGGAGAUCCUGGGCCACCUGGAGAGAGAGGGCAGCCUGGACUUCCAGGGUUAGGUGGAUUUCCUGGACUGCAAGGUGCUAAAGGCUCACCAGGUCUUUUUGGAGAACCUGGAGCCAAAGGAGAGAAAGGUGAACCAGGAAGAGGAGGCCCACCUGGACCAAUAGGUUUUGUUGGACCUCGGGGCGACUUAGGAUAUCCUGGCACCAAAGGUGUGGAAGGAACUCCAGGCCUUUCUGGUAAACCAGGUGUGGAUGGUGCUUUAGGGGAAAAGGGUGAACAUGGUGAAGUUUUAGGAGCUUCUUCUGGCGCCGCUGGAGACCUAGGACUGCCUGGACAAAGGGGUGUCAUUGGUCUUCCAGGAGACCCAGGACCUCAAGGACACCAUGGUAUGGAGGGAAUGCCUGGCAUGAUUGGCCUUAAGGGUGAAAGUGGCCCUCCAGGUUUUCAAGGAGAGACAGGAACACCUGGAUCACCAGGAACAUUUGGCUUUCCUGGGCAGCCUGGUCAAGUAGGACCUCCUGGACCACCUGGAAAGACCGGAGAAGCAGGUCCAAGUGGAGAAAGAGGAAAUCAGGGAGACCCAGGCCUUUCUGGGCCCAGAGGAGUAAAGGGUGUCACUGGAGAACCAGGAAACUUUGGUCUACAAGGAAAUAUUGGGCCACCUGGAGAUCCAGGACAACAGGGGCCAUUUGGUAUUGAUGGUCAUCCAGGGAUAAAAGGUUCCAAAGGUGGUCAGGGCAUGACGGGUUUCCCUGGAAUGCCUGGUAAGCAUGGUCUGACGGGCUUUUCGGGACAGAAAGGAAAAAUAGGUGAUCCAGGACGACAAGGUGCAAAAGGACCUCCUGGCUCUCCAGGUCUAAAAGGUGAGAGAGGGUUGAUGGGACCUCCAGGUGAAAAGCCAAUCAUACACAUAACACCACAUAUGAAAGAGGUCAUGAAGGGAGCAAAAGGUGACCAUGGAAAAAUGGGAGAUACUGGCUUCACUGGUCCCAGAGGUACAAAAGGUUUUCCAGGUGUUCCAGGAACUGAGGGUGAAGAUGGACAUCCAGGUGAGCCCAGUGAUGCAAAAGGUACUAGAGGUUUUCCCGGAGUAGAAGGAUUUCCAGGGCAAAAGGGAUUGCCAGGGUUUACAGGACUCCCUGGAAUUGAUGGUUUUCCUGGAAUGCCUGGACCCAGGGGUGACAAAGGCACGUCUGGUGCUUAUGGACGGACUGGAGAAUCUGGAAUCAAGGGAAUAAAAGGUGAAUUUGGUCCUACCAUCAGUCUUCCAGGAUCAACAGGACUGAGAGGUGAAACUGGGCUUCCUGGACCUUUUGGUGUGAAGGGACUCAUAGGUAACACUGGAGAAAGAGGAAGUCCUGGUUUUGAUGGCAUUGAAGGGAUGAAAGGCUAUCCAGGAGAAGCUGGAAAAGUUGGGCUAUCAGGCUCUGACGGCCUACAAGGUUUCCCAGGAACCCAGGGUCAGAAGGGCUGGCCUGGCGUGCCUGGACAGGCAGGAGCCCCUGGAGUCCAAGGCCAACCAGGACAAAAAGGAUUUCCUGGCCUUAAAGGCAUUUUUGGAUUGGAUGGCCUAAAAGGUCAAAAGGGUAUCAUGGGUGUUGCAGGUUCUGACAACUUGGGUCCUUCUGGCGAGCCAGGAGCAAAAGGAGAGAGAGGAGAGACUGGCGUCCCCAGCACAGAGGCUGGUGUCCCCGGAGAGGCUGGAUUCAAGGGUUUCAUUGGAGAUCCAGGUAAUAAGGGUGAAUCUGGGCGUCCUGGUGUACCGGGGCCUCAGGGUCAACAAGGAUUCUCUGAUAGAAAAGGAGUGCAAGGCGACUAUGGCUUUCCAGGCCCACAAGGACUUCCAGGUUUUCCUGGUCCCAGAGGCAUCCCAGGUGACUCAUCUCCAUUUGGUGCAAAAGGACUGAAAGGAAAUCCAGGUGAUUUCGGAUUUACUGGAGAAAAAGGAGUCCAGGGGGACACAGGAGAAGAAGGACCAUCAGGGGAACCUGGAGUGUCAGGAAGAAAAGGUGAAAAAGGAGAACCAGGAAUGAUGGGAAUCCCAGGAAGGCGUGGUUUUGAAGGCGACUGGGGCCCUGUUGGACCUAAAGGAGAUACCGGACCCCCAGGUUUUCCUGGCUUACCUGGUGCUAAAGGACGUCCACCAGUUCCACAGAAACUACCAGGGGAGAGAGGACCACAUGGCUCAAUGGGUAUUCAAGGACCACAGGGACGGAAUGGAAACCCAGGCCCUGCUGGACCUCCUGGUGAUCGAGGGGUUUUGGGUCCAAAGGGUGAAAAAGGCAUGCCAGGUCUCCCUGGAAUACCAGGAAAUCCAGGCUUCCGUGGAGAAUAUGGACAAUUGGGCCACCCUGGUCUACAAGGCGAAGAAGGGACCCAAGGGGGCCCUGGUUUACCUGGUCCUAUCGGAAUGCCUGGCCGCAGUGUCAAUGUUGGCUACCUGCUGGUGAAGCACAGUCAGUCUGAGCAGAUCCCCAUGUGCCCUGUGGGCAUGUCCAAGUUAUGGGACGGUUACAGUCUUCUGUAUUUCGAGGGACAGGAGAAGGCCCACAACCAAGAUCUUGGUCUAGCCGGGUCAUGUCUCCCCCGAUUUAACACCAUGCCCUUCCUGUACUGCAAUCCUGGAGAUGUGUGCUACUAUGCCAGCCGCAAUGACAAAUCCUAUUGGCUGUCCACCACCGCACCAAUUCCCAUGAUGCCCGUGGAGGAGACCGACAUAAAACCAUACAUCAGCCGCUGCUCAGUGUGUGAAGCUCCAUCUGUGGCCAUCGCCAUACACAGUCAAGAUAUAACAAUCCCACAGUGCCCAGCAGGCUGGAGAAGUCUCUGGAUUGGCUAUUCCUUCCUUAUGCACACGGCUGCUGGAGAUGAAGGUGGCGGUCAGUCUCUGGUGUCUCCAGGCUCCUGUCUAGAAGAUUUCCGCACCACUCCCUUCAUCGAGUGCAACGGGGCCAAGGGUACGUGCCACUACUUCGCCAACAAGCAGAGUUUCUGGUUGACAUCUAUCGAUGAGACCUUCCAGAGUUCCCCUUCCUCUGAGACACUAAAAGCCGGUCAGCUCUUGGCGCGCAUCAGCCGCUGCCAAGUGUGUAUGAAGAACCUGUGAGCUGUAACCUGUGAACAACUUUGACACUGUUGCAGCAAAGCAGCAUUACAGUUAACACCAGCAGAACGAGCCGUGCUAAUACUUCAUUCCAAAUGUCAAUCGGACGUCAACGUCACAAGUUAGGCUUUUGAAAUUGCUUAAUGUAUAACAUAUGACACCCUCAGAUUCCCUCUUCAACACUACUGUGUGCCUUAUGACUGAAGAUAUGUACAUGUGCAUAAUGAGAAGCAAAAAGCCAGAGAUGCAUGAAAGCAUAGCUACGAUAUUUCUCUGAAUUAUUUACUUUUAUAUAUAUGAAAUGGUGCUUAAUUUCUAACUUAUUACCUCAGCAUUAUCAGACCUGAAUUAAUAUUACCAAAAACAUACAGCUGAACCAAAGAAGCCCAUGCUUAUGCACUUCUCCACCCUUCUGUGUUAUGUAGUAGCACUUUGUGAAAUGAGGGGUUGGGAAUCAAGCAAAACAAGAUCCUUUUUUUUUUUUUUUUUUGAUUUAAAGGCAGUAUCUAUUCACACUAAUUGCAAAUAGCAGACUUUGUAUUUACUCUUAGCAUGAUUAGCACAUCUGUUCUACCCAGCUAACAGGGAACGUUCUUGGCAAAGUUCUCUCAAAGUUACGAAAACCGCUCUUCUAGUAACGUUGAUGGACUGUUUGUUCAACAAUAUCCAGUCUUUAAUUAUGUCGUCAUAAUGUUUGCACAAAAUGUUAUUUAUGAAUAAUUUCUAGAACAUUUUUUGUGAAACAUUUCAAUUGGACAUUCAUUUAACUUUUUUUUUUAAAUGUUAAUACAAAACGAUUUAAUGAAAGAUUUUAAAAACUGAAUGUUUGAGCGGUCACAGAUUGUUCACAAUGGGAAUGUUAGCAAAAUGUUCUAAAAACAAUUUUUUUGUUAGUUGGGUUUCUGCACUCCGUGAUUCAGUUCUGUUAAAGAUUCUGGAACGUCUGCAUUCACCAUAAUAAAAUAUGCCAAGCCGAUCAGUGUUAAUCUGGUUUUCUGACAUCUGUGCAUAUGAAUCAACAUUUUAUUAGUGAUCAUUUCAUGUGAUUGAAAACAAACACGCACAUGCACGAUGCUUUGCAGACGUGGCACAUGACACACCUCAUAAAAAUGUCAUUUGAAGCAGGACUGUUGGUUUAAUAAAUAUAACAGAUUUACAAAGACAGCAAAAUAUAAUCUUGUUCUGAAAGGACCUCAUCAUAUGACAAGAAGAUUUGUGAGGAUCGUGAUUGCAAUAAGAAUUGUUUUCCAAUCAUUGUCCAUUCUCUCUUCUUUAAAAAUGACUAAAAGAAUCAUUAACAGAACCACUGAGUCAAAAAUGUUUAAUUUAAUUCCACACCAUUCCCAUCCCUAUAGAACAGCCACAUGACAUCUAUCAGGAUCAACGGCACAAUGCUUAACUGUAUGACUCCUUUAAAUGCAGUGCCUUCUGUUAAUAUUUUAACUCUUAUAUACAUGUAAUUUCACCAGACUUACACUAACACCAUCUUCUGCUGCCUGUACAUUAUUUUUGCUUUGUGUUUGUUUUUUGAUGUGCUAUAACUGAACAGCUUAGAAUCAAGUAUUACCCCGUAUUGUGUAAUGUCACCUGACACUAUUUAUCAGAUGGAGACAAAGAGUAGGGUAUUCUGUUUCAUAAAGGUCAUAGACUCUGAGACUUGAAGCUUUUAACUAGGAGGCUCUGGAUUCUGGUUUGUUUGAGAUGAACCCUCUCUUGGUUACACCAAUUGCACUGAUUUUCUCUGAGGUUUACAGGACACAUGUUCAGGUCAAUAGAAGACUCGAGUUUAACCUUUGUCCCACUUUCACAUACUCAAGCAGGCUAUAUCUUCUGUAAGCAAAGUCUAAAAACAAUUGCUAAACCAAAUGUGGGUCACCUAAAGUGGUCAAGCUAUUUUGGACUUUGAGCAGCUUUGCCCAUUUUCAGUGCACAUUGCUCAAAUAUUAUUGUCCUGAAGCCCAUAAACCACUAACCUGUAUUUGACACAAUUAAUGAGAACCAAAAAAGAUUAUAAUUCAAAACACUUUUUACAUUGAAAACAUGUCACUGCUUUUUUAUCAAAUGUACUUUAAAUGUAAUUAUGUGGAAUAUUUGAAGACAUUGAUUUUGAAUUGUAGCGUUAUUGAAUAAAAAAACAAUAAAUGCUUUUUGUUUGUUA
Molecule: messenger RNA, 7404 nt
Organism: Onychostoma macrolepis
Lineage: Eukaryota; Metazoa; Chordata; Actinopteri; Cypriniformes; Cyprinidae
Gene: col4a2
Product: collagen, type IV, alpha 2
Exons: 48
Coding region: 240-5249 (1669 amino acids)
Cellular component (GO): collagen trimer; basement membrane
Molecular function (GO): extracellular matrix structural constituent
Source: RefSeq, a predicted model, not a curated record